This is a messenger RNA of Lineus longissimus, 1969 nucleotides long. RefSeq lists its product as uncharacterized. The record is from RefSeq and is a predicted model, not a curated record. The transcript is spliced from 4 exons. Lineage: Eukaryota; Metazoa; Nemertea; Pilidiophora; Heteronemertea; Lineidae. The coding region runs from base 175 to 678 and encodes 167 amino acids.
UUUUAGAGUGUUGUGUUAUCAAACUUUUUCUGACACUGCCGGGAUUCUGAUGAAUUUCUUGUUUAUUUCAGCGUUUUACGUCCUUCCAGAAUGACAGCAAGGUACUAGCUGCAAUCUUAGUUCAAGUAGAAGUCCUUCUGAUACAUUGAAAUAAAACAAUCAAGUAACUUACAAAUGUUUCGGAAAAGAGCAAGAAAUGCGGAUGAGGACUGUGAUGAUUGUAUGCCUAUAUCAAAGAGAAUCAAUAGGCUACAGAUUGGACCAGAAAGUGAAGGCAGUUUUCAGCAACAGGACGCUGCGAUGCAGGAUGCAGGUGGAAAUGAUCAACAAAAGGCAAUGUCCUCUUGGCAACAAACAACAAAUAACAACUAUCUACCGUCAGAAAUGAGAGAGGGACAACAAGGUCGACCUGAUGUAAACAAUCCUAGCACAUCAGGAGUAAACCCCGGGCCGAGUUACGAAAUGUUCAAUUCAGGUGCUGGUGUGAUGAAUGCCCCGUUGCCUGUUCUGGAGCAAAAUGGGGGGAACUGUGAUAUCGUUUGUGAAAACUAUGAACCAGAACUUGAUAAAAAUGACAAUCCGCACUACUUUGCUGUAAAUGAGGUGCUAUUUAAUGCCCAUUCAUCACGGUUAAAGAGACAGCGUACUGGCAUGAAUCGUAGUUUUCCAAAUAGUUGAGCUGAGGUUGGUUGUUACUGCAACUUGAAGGUUGGUCAGUUUGACCUCUGCUAACUUAACUGCCAAAGCCAAGCAACACUAUACUUUAUGCCACUGAUGAGAGAAUAGUCACUCUUUUGUCAUGUAUUUCUUUUUACAUAUUAGUUGAAUGAGGUACUAGAUUGCCUACAUGUAUGCUAGAUUUUAUGUAGCAGUGGUGUAGUCUAAUCUCAAGAUGCUAAAUGAUAUUGUUUGUGUUUGCUCUGUGGUAAAGGUAGACCCCUACAAGAAGAGGCUUGGUAAGUCACAAGUAUGCAACACUGAAAAUGCUCAUGUUUGCUCUGUGGUAAAGGUAGACCCCUACAAGAAGAGGCUUGGUAAGUCACAAGUAUGCAACACUGAAAAUGCUCAAUGUCAAAAUGAUUCAUAAAGAUAAUUAGUUGUGUCAUUGAUACAUGUAAUUAAUGGCAAUAAAGGGGUCGUGCUACAUUGUAACCCCAACCGUAAUUGUCUGAGGUUCGGGAAUAUGUAAUUGAGAAACUGAAAUAUGUAGAAUCGGGAAUAUGGGAAAAGAAAUAUGUAACUAGAUACAAGUUUAGUACUUAGUAGGGAAAUGUGCUAGCAGCUGUAGUUAAAUUAUUUGAAAUCGUUUAUCUUUGCCACUCAUUUCAUUAUUAAAAAUUCAGUCCGUGUCCUGGUGUUGAAGGGUUAUCAAGAAUUUGAGAUGUGCAGGACCCCACUGUUCAUGCAUGCAGGGAAAACAUAUUUUAUUUGAUUGCAGCAGGUUAUCGUAAAAUAGAGAAGAAUACUCUUUUCGUUUGCAUAUUAAAGCGAUAAGGUCGGCCAGGAUUGUUUAUUUCAUGAAUAAAUAGGUCCAAGGAAUAGUAGGCCUGGUGUGACAAAUGAACCAGUUGAACUUUAGCAGUAUGGCUUUAAUUUGAUGUUCUCAAACACAUUGGUGACAAUGUUCCAUUUUCAUUAUAGAUUAUGCAUUUGCCUCCAUGACGAGUAAGGUUUUGGUGAGAUGAGCAAAACAUCUUGGUUUUAAAAUGUGUUGAAAGCAGAUUCUUGGUAUAUAAUGCCUUAAAUAUAUCAAGUUUGAGGUGUUUUGUGAGACAACCAUUACAUGUACCUCCACAUGCCUUGGGUAAUAAUUUCUUAAACAUGUUAUGGUGAAUAUGAUCUGAUAUUUGGAAUAUCCGAGUUUCAUGUAUGGGAUUGAAGUGAUGAAUCGUCAUUUUGUAAUGAUUUGUUGCAUAACUAUUACUCUCGUAUUGAAGUUGAAGUUAAUAUAUUAUUUAUUGGAGCAAAA